Molecule: messenger RNA, 20132 nt
Organism: Coregonus sp. 'balchen'
Lineage: Eukaryota; Metazoa; Chordata; Actinopteri; Salmoniformes; Salmonidae
Source: the annotation of a GenBank genome assembly
AUGUCCCGAGUGUACGCCACCGUUCUGAGUCGUCACCACCACCUGAUUAGGAAAAGCGAUGGUGUUUACGAUUCCCUGGAGUACGAGUAUCACCCGAAAAUGUACACAUCACACUUCAGAACCAGCGUGAGUCUGCCUUUCCCCUCUGCCACCACCAGUUCAGCCGGUUCACCUGUUCCUGCUGCUCAGCUAAGAGUUGUGACCCCAUUGGCCCAGCCACCUUGCUCUACCUCUGAAGCCCGAGCUGAUUGGCUCACCUGCCCCUGGUUAAGCCCUCGUGGGGGAAGGGCAGGGUCAUGUGGAGCCAGCAUGUUCUCAUGUUACAAAACACAGGCAAUAGUGGCUUACAGUCUGUCAGUGGGUGACCUCCCUGUACAAGCAGAGAAGUCAAAAAUGCUUAUGUAGUUUGUUGGUUUUGGAACUGGGUUUAUGGAUGUCUUGUCAAUAUGUUUUGCAGAAAUGCCAAAGACUAGUUGUCAGUGGUAGUAUAAUUGAUUUAAGUGGUAAUGGCAGUAGUAACAGCAGCAGCAAUAGUGAUAUCAGUGGGAGUGUUGGAGAAGUAGUGGAAGCAAUUGCAUCACUAAUUCAACAACUUGUUAGACUCACUAGUUUUUGACGCAUCCUGGUCUUUGUCCUCUCGACCUCAGGUUGCGCCUUACACCACUUGCCUAAUCAACGGCAUCUACUGGGACCCUCAGACGCCACGGCUCCUGAGGCGGCUGGAUGCCCAGAGGCUCCUGAGGCACGUCAAGCCCUCAGCCGCUGCUACCGAGGGAUGGCCAGAGCUACCCCACAAGUAAGCCCUAACCCCCCCCCUUCUGCAUCAGAAAAAGCUUCUAUUAGUUUGUGUAUUUGUUCUAACGUGAGACUCAAUUCUUACGUAAUCAGCUGAGGAAUUGGAUUUGCGAUAAGAACUGGUACUAUCGCAGUCAGAAGCCUGCCAUAGGUGAUUGCGGUCAAAUGUCAAGGCUUAUCUUCAAUUAUGUUAAUGUUCUACGGGAACAAAACCCAAGUGUGGAGUGCAGUCACCGUGACCCGACUGGCUGAUAAACACUCUUAUAUGGACUUUUCUUAUUCAUUCUCUCUCUCUCUCUCUCUCUCUCUCUCUCUCUCUCUCUCUCUCUCUCUCUCUCUCUCUCUCUCUCUCUCUCUCUCUCUCUCUCUCUCUCUCUCUCUCUCUCUCUCUCUCUCUCUCUCUCUCUCUCUCUCUCAUUGAAUCCACAGAGUAUUUUGGUUUGAGAGAUGGUAAGACGAGGUGCUGGGGUAAGGUACGCUGAGCCAUCAGCAUGUUUUGGUUUUUGAGGUUUAGUUUGCUUGGGGAGAGGGUUGUGUGGAAUGUAGCCAUACAAGCACAAAACAAAAGCUCAGGUUAUGUUUGUCCGUUCAGGCUUACCGUACUGUAGAUGCCACUGCUUGCCAGUGAUGGCCGCUUUGCCAGCGAUGGCCACUUGGAAUGGUAAUUCUGUUCUUUGCUGAAUUAAUAUGUGCUUCCCGGUUCUGUCUUACUCAGCUGCUCUCGGAUGCCACCAGGCCCGUUGAAGAAGAGGACUUCUCACCUCAAGUCAGAGAUGUGAGUACCACAUGAACAAAUCCCUAUUACUCAAUCAUUUUUGCAUCAUAAAAUACUAUGGACUUGAAACCUAGACAUAGCUUGACAUCUUAAGCAAAGGGUGGUAUAGGGUGGCAGGUAGCCUAGCGGUUAGAGUGUUGGGCCAGUAACCGAAAGGUUGCUGGUUCGAAUACCCGAGCUGACAAGGUGAAAAUCUGUCUGUGCCAUUGAGCAAGACAUUUAACCCUAAUUUCCUCCAGGGGCGCCAUACUAUUAUGGCUGACCCUGUAAAACAACAGAUUUCACUGGACCUAUCUGGUGUGUGACAAUAAAACAUAAAAUAACUAGUUAUUACAUUAUUUGCUAUAUGUGAUAAUAGCUAACCAAGGUCUAGUUGGUGGCUGCAUUGUGUGUUUUUUGCUCUAAAGUAUGUUGGUUUCAGGAGGCCACAUUGAAGUUCAUAAUCUGUAUACAGAUGGACCCAAAAAAAUCUUUUGACUUUUGGACUAAAGUUGUCAUGCGAUAUUGUCCUGUUUAAGCCAUUGUGCUGUAGUAGAACCAUAGAAAGUGUCCGUUUCCGAAUACCCGUACUUGUGUUCUAAAUGGUAGGCAUUUUGUGUAUGCGAACAUUUUUAGUUUUAUGAAAUGUAGAAAGUUGAGUGCUUUACAUGCCAGGAUGUCAUACUCAUUUCGGCUUUUCAUCUAGUACAAUUCGCUGCACACUAUUUAGGAAGACAAGACCUACGUGUGUUUGACAACAGCUGAUAAUCAGCUGAUGGGAUGCGCUGGACCAAAAUGAACAAAAUGCGGUAAUCAACGCAAUUGCACAUUCUCAGUAUGAUGAGCCUGGUGUGCUGAGAUUUGAUUACGGCAUUCAUUUUUACUAAACGGUGUGUUCUAAAUACUAUGUAGUACGAUUAGUAGCCAGAAUGCAGUUUAAGUAAGUAGUAGGCAAGCCAGAUUUCAGACACGGCCAGUGACUUGUUUUGUCAGACUUUUGUUUUUGUCAGUUAUGGCAGAUUUAUUUAUUUAUUUAUUUAUUUAUUUAUUUAUUUAUUUAUUUAUUUAUUUAUUUAUUUAUUUAUUUAUAUAUAUAUAUAUAUAUAUAUAUAUAUAUAUAUAUAUAUAUAUAUAGUAACAGUCAAAAGUCUGGACACACCUACUCAUUCAAGGGUUUUUCUUUAUUUUUACUAUUUUUUACAUUGUAGAAUAAUAUUGAAGACAUCAAAACUAUGAAAUAACACAUAUGGAAUCAUGUAGUAACCAAAAAAGUAUUAAACAAAUCAAAAUAUAUUUUAUAUUUGAGGUUCUUCAAAUAGCCACCAUUUGCCUUGAUGACAGCUUUGCACACUCUUGGCAUUCUCUCAACCAGCUUCAUGAGGUAGUCACCUGGAAUGCAUUUCAAUAAACAGGUGUGCCUUCUUAAAAGUUAAUUUGUGGAAGACCAAGUCCAUAUUAUGGCAAGAACAGCUCAAAUAAGCAAAGAGAAACGAUAGUCCAUCAUUACUUUAAGACAUGAAGGUCAGUCAAUCCAAAAAAUGUCAAAAACUUUGAAAGUUUCUUCAAGUGCAGUCGCAAAAACCAUCAAGCGCUAUGAUGAAACUGGCUCUCAUGAGGACCGCCACAGGAAUGGAAGACCCAGAGUUACCUCUGCUGCAGAGGAUAAGUUCAUUGCCAGCCUCAGAAAUUGCAGCCCAAAUAAAUGCUUCAGAGUUAAGUAACAGAUACAUCUCAACAUCAACUGUUCAGAGGAGACUGUGUGGAUCAGGUCGUCAUGGUCGAUUUGCUGCAAAGAAACCACUACUAAAGGACACUAACAACAAGAAGAGACUUGCUUGGGCCAAGAAACAUGAGCAAUGGACAUUAGACAAAUUGGAGAUUUUUAGUUCCAACCGCCGUGGCUUUGUGAGACACGGUAUGGGUGAACGGAUGAUCUCUGCAUGUGUAUUUCCCACCGUGAGGCAUGGAGGAGGUGGUGUUAUGGUGUGGGGGUGCUUUUCUGGCGACACUGUCUGAUUUUAGUUAGGUUUCAAGGCACACUUGACCAGCAUGGCUACCACAGCAUUCAGCAGCGAUACGCCAUCCCAUCUGGUUUGGGCUUAGUGGGACUAUUAUUUGUUUUUCAACAGGACAAUGACCCAACACACCUCCAGGCUGUGUAAGGGCUAUUUUACCAAGAAGGAGAGUGAUGGAGUUCUGCAUCAGAUGACCUGGCCUCCACAAUCCUCCGACCUCAACUCAAUUGAGAUGUUUUGGGAUGAGUUGGACCGCAGAGUGAAGGAAAAUCAGCCAAAAAGUGCUCAGCAUAUGUGGGAACUCCUUCAAGACUGUUGGAAAAGCAUUCCAGGUUAAGCUGGUUGAGAGAAUGCCAAGAGUGUGCAAAGCUGUCAUCAUGGCAAAGGGUGGCUAUUUGAAGAAUCUCAAAUAUACAAUAUUUUGAUUUGUUUAACACUUUUUUUGGUUACUACAUGAUUCCAUAUGUGUUAUUUCAUAGUUUUGAUGUCCUCAGUAUUAUUCUACAUUGUAUAAAAUAGUAAAAAAUUAAGAAACACUGGAAACUUUUGACUGGUAGUGUGUGUGUGUGUGUGUGUGUGUGUGUGUGUGUGUGUGUACACACACACACACACACACACACACACACACACACAGUGGGGAGAACAAGUAUUUGAUACACUGCCGAUUUUGCAGGUUUUCCUACUUACAAAGCAUGUAGAGGUCUGUAAUCUUUAUCAUAGGUACACUUCAACUGUGAAAGACGGAAUCUAAAACAAAAAUCCAGAAAAUCACAUUGUAUGAUUUUUAAGUAAUUAAUUUGCAUUUUAUUGCAUAACAUAAGUAUUUGAUCACCUACCAACCAGUAAGAAUUCCGGCUCUCACAGACCUGUUAGUUUUUCUUUAAGAAGCCCUCCUGUUCUCCACUCAUUACCUAUAUCAACUGCACCUGUUUGAACUCGUUACCUGUAUAAAAGACACCUGUCCACACACUCAAUCAAACAGACUCCAACCUCUCCACAAUGGCCAAGACCAGAGAGCUGUGUAAGGACAUCAGGGAUAAAAUUGUAGACCUGCACAAGGCUGGGAUGGGCUACAGGACAAUAGGCAAGCAGCUUGGUGAGAAGGCAACAACUGUUGGCGCAAUUAUUAGAAAAUGGAAGAAGUUCAAGAUGACGGUCAAUCAUCCUCGGUCUGGGGCUCCAUGCAAGAUCUCACCUCGUGGGGCAUCAAUGAUCAUGAGGAAGGUGAGGGAUCAGCCCAGAACUACACGGCAGGACCUGGUCAAUGACCUGAAGAGAGCUGGGACCACAGUCUCAAAGAAAACCAUUAGUAACACACUACGCCGUCAUGGAUUAAUAUCCUGCAGCGCACGCAAGGUCCCCCUGCUCAAGCUGGCGCAUGUCCAGGCCCGUCUGAAGUUUGCCAAUGACCAUCUGGAUGAUCCAGAGGAGGAAUGGGAGAAGGUCAUGUGGUCUGAUGAGACAAAAAUAGCUUUUUGGUCUGAACUCCACUUGCCGUGUUUGGAGGAAGAAGAAGGAUGAGUACAACCCCAAGAACACCAUCCUAACCAUGAAGCAUGGAGGUGGAAACAUAAUUAUUUUGGGAUGCUUUUCUGCAAAGGGGACAGGACGACUGCACCGUAUUGAGGGGAGGAUGGAUGGGGCCAUGUAUCGCGAGAUCUUGGCCAACAACCUCCUUCCCUCAGUAAGAGCAUUGAAGAUGGGUCGUGGCUGGGUCUUCCAGCAUGACAACAACCCAAAACACACAGCCAGGGCAACUAAGGAGUGGCUCCGUAAGAAGCAUCUCAAGGUCCUGGAGUGGCCUAGCCAAUCCAAUAGAAAAUCUUUGGAGUGAGCUGAAAGUCUGUAUUGCCUAGCGAUAGCCCCGAAACCUGAAGGAUCUGGAGAAGGUCUGUAUGGAGUAGUGGGCCAAAAUCCCUGCUGCAGUGUGUGCAAACCUGGUCAAGACCUACAGGAAACAUAUGAUCUCUGUAAUUGCAAACAAAGGUUUAUGUACCAAAUAUUAAGUUCUGCUUUUCUGAUGUAUCAAAUACUUAUGUCAUGCAAUAAAAUGCAAAUUAAUUACUUAAAAAUCAUACAAUGUGAUUUUCUGGAUUUUUGUUUUAGAUUCCGUCUCUCACAGUUGAAGUGUACCUAUGAUCAAAAUUACAGACCUCUACAUGCUUUGUAAGUAGGAAAACCUGCAAAAUCGGCAGUGUAUCAAAUACGUGUUCUCCCCACUGUGUGUGUGUGUGUGUAUAUAUAUAUAUAUAUAUUUUUUUUAAAUAUUUAACCAACAGCAAACAGUUUUUACAUCUUUCCUCCAUUGAAGGCUGUGAUAACGUCAAACGGAAAGCUUACUCCAAAGUUUGAAUACAUUGAAGAACUUCGUGAACGUAGGUAAGAUUGCAUGUCAAUAUAUCUAGUGGUUUGACUUUGAGAAUGGCUUUCUUGUUUUAAUGACUGAUGGCAUAUUUUGUGCAUUUGUUAGAUGUUUUAAGUGUCACUGUGUUAUAACUGUAAGCUAUAAAAAUAGUCGCACACUAUAUAUAAACUCCCAGUAAUUUAUUGGGUAAAACACCAACGUUUCUUCAGGGUAAUGUCAUGAAUGCUUGAACCUGGUCAUGUAGACAAACAGUGCAAUUAGUGCAACCAAUGAGAAUAGUGAGUGGUGUGUCAUAGUUAUUAGGUUGAUUAGAAUUAAAUGAGUGAAACUGUUAAGAGCAUGUUGAAUAUAUUAAGCUAUUGUAAUCACAUGGGAACAUAAUUAAAUAUUGUAUAUAAUAUUAGCAUCAACAUAUUGUACAUUAUAGUUUCAUUUAAUUUCACUCAAUUUCAAUAUAAAAACUCAGCAAAAAAAGAAACGUCCUCUCACUGUCAACUGUUUAUUUUCUGCAAACUUAACAUGUGUAAAUAUUUGUAUGAACAUAAGAUUCAACAACUGAGACAAGUUCCACGGACAUGUGACUAACAGAAAUUGAAUAAUGUUUCCCUGAACAAAGGGGGGGUCAAAAUCAAAAGUAAGUCAGUAUCUGGUGUGGCCACCAGCUGCAUUAAUUACUGCAGUGCAUCUCCUCCUCAUGGACUGCACCAGAUUUGCCAGUUCUUGCUGUGAGAUGUUACCCCACUCUUCCACCAAGGCACCUGCAAGUUCCCGGACAUUUCUGGGGGGAAUGGCCCUAGCCCUCACCCUCCGAUCCAACAGGUCCCAGACAUGCUCAAUGGGAUUGAGAUCCGGGCUCUUCGCUGGCCAUGGCAGAACACUGACAUUCCUGUCUUGCAGGAAUUCACGCACAGAACGAGUAGUAUGGCUGGUGGCAUUGUCAUGCUGGAGGGUCAUGUCAGGAUAGGCCUGCAGGAAGGGUACCACAUGAGGGAAGAGGAAGUCUUCCCUGUAACACACAGCGUUGAGAUUGCCUGCAAUGACAAGCUCAGUCCGAUGAUGUUGUGACACACCGCCCCAGACCAUGACGGACCCUCCACCUCCAAAUCGAUCACGUGGCUGGGUUUGUGCCCAUAGACGAUGUUGUUGCCGGUGAUGUCUGGUGAGGACCUGCCUUAAAACAGGCCUACAAGCCCUCAGUCCAGCCUCUCUCAGCCCAUUGCGAACAGUCUAAGCACUGAUGGAGGGAUUGUGCGUUCCUGGUGUAACUCGGGCAGUUGUUGUUGCCAUCCUGUACCUGUCCCGCAGGUGUGAUGUUCGGAUGUACCGAUCCUGUGCAGGUGUUGUUACGCGUGGUCUGUCACUGCAAGGACUAUCAGCUGUCCGUCCUGUCUCCCUGUAGCACUGCCUCAGGCAUCUCACAGUACGGACAUUGCAAUUUAUUGCCCUGGCCACAUCUGCAGUCCUCAUGCCUUCUUGCAGCAUGCCUAAGGCACGCUCACACAGAUGAGCAGGGACCCUGGGCAUCUUUCUUUUGGUGUCCUAAGUUUUCAUAACUGUGAACUUAAUUGCCUACCAUCAUGUUAGUGUCUUAACGACAGUUCCACAGGUGCAUGUUCAUUAAUUGUUUAUGGUUCAUUGAACAAGCAUGGGAAACAUUGUUUAAACCCUUUACAAUGAAGAUCUGUGAAGUUAUUUGGAUUUUUAUGAAUUAUCUUUGAAAGACAGGGUCCUGAAAAAGGGAAGUUUAUAUUUAAUUGUUUCAAAUUUCAUAAUUGUUUUGUUACAUGUCAUCUUUUAGUUGAACCAUAAUGCGUAAUAAGCAACAUCAACAGGGGUAACAUUUUGGCUGUACACUGAUAAGCUGUAGAAAUAAUAUAUUCAUUUAUAAGACUUGUUCAUACAAAAUAAUUGUUCAUAAGAAGGGCCUGAGGUCAGUCAAUAUUCAGACCACUAGGGGUUAAUGUUUUUAGAUGGGAGAUCCAGUAGGCCUCCCUCUGUAGUAGUAGGAUCUCGAUGUUACCUCCUCUCCUUGGUAGAGCAACAUGCUCAAUGCCUGUGUAUUUGAGGGAGGACAUAGGAUGGUUAGCUUCAACAAAGUGAGCUGCUACUGGAUAGUCAGUGUUCUUACACCUGAUUGAGCUGUUGUGUUCAGCUAUGCGUUGUUUUAAUUGUCUUUUCAUUUGUCCUAUGUAGGCUUUCCCACAUGAACAGGUGAUAAGAUAGAUGACUCCCUUUGUCUUGCAUGAGAUGAUACGCCUAACAGGUAUUUUUCGACCUGUAUGUGGGUGUCUGAAGGAUGUUUUUGUAAUGCUAUUGCACUGUGCGCAUGAGCCACAUUUGUAGUUCCCAUUUGGAAAGGGUGUCUAAGUGGGCUCAGUGGGCAGGUACGAUCUCAUUAAGCUGUCCCCAAUAUUGAGGCCACGCUUAAUUUUUUUGUCUGAUUGCAGAAUAUGCCAGUGCUUUUUCAGGAUUGCUUUAAUUUUCUCUGAACACUUGGUGUACUUAAUGCAAAAUACUGUUGCAUUGUUGUUUCUUUGGUUUAGUUUUGAGCAACUCCUCUCUUGGUUUUGGGGAAUGUAUCAUCAUUGUAGCAUCAAGAGUUUUGUCCUUGUAGCCUCUCAUUUUGAAUGUAUCUGUCAUUUUCUUAGCAUUGCUGUCAAUCUGAUGCGUUUAACCCUGCAUAACUGGCUAUAUGGUAGACCAUUCUUGAGGGGAAUGGGAUGCAUACUAUCCGCACUUAGCAGGGUAUUGUGGUUUGUGUGCUUUGUGUAUAAGUCUGUGUGUAAUGCAUCAUUCUCUUUGAUGAUUCUUAAGUCCAGGUAGUUAAUUUUUUCUCAUCAGUCUACAUGGUGAAUUUGAGAUAUUCAGAGUUUGGAAUUAAUUUAGUUCCUGCUGACUUCCUUCCCAGAACACAAAGACCUGAUCUAUGUAUCUCUUCCGUAGGAGGAUUUUAGAAAGUAGGGGGCAUGUCUGUUUUGUAAAUGUGUGUUUCCUCAAAUUGUCCCACAUACAGGUUCGCAUAGUUGGGGGCAAAGGGGGAGCCCAUGGCUACACCCCUGUGUUAUAAGAAAAUAGAUUUUACUGUUGAAGUCAGUGAUGUUUAAUAUGUGCUUUCUUUCAUGUUAUAAUUAUUAAACAGCAUUUGUCUAUAAUAAUACCUUUGAUCUGAAAAUGCAUUUCCUGCACAAAUUGUAUGCUAGUUUGGUAAGCUUUAUGUUGUUGGCGUUGUGUUUUCCAAUAAAUACAUCUGAUGAAAUUACUUUGGUAAAUAUGCCUGUCACAUCAUAAAGGUAAAGCUACCAAUCUAAGGAAGAAAUCUCUAAAGAUUCCUUUACAGGUAAAAUGUUCACUUGUUUUCACGUAUUUUGACAAUUAGAUUAGUUUGUAGUCUCAGUUUGUAGUAAUCAUACUGUAGCAUAACAUAGGCAUAGCAUAGCAUUAGCAUAGCAUAGCAUACCCAGUGAGCAGCAUAGCAAAUGCAGCAAUAGACUGCAUGUGCUUAAAAGCUUGUUAUUCCCCUUCCUCAUUGUCUGGUCGAGCUCAGGCUUAAAGGUCCCAAACAGUCAUUCUGAUUCCCAUGUAAAAUAGCCUUUUGAGUGACUAAAACAUCACCCAUAAUAUUUUUCCAGAUUAAAAAAAUACUCAACAUUUUAGAAAUUACUUUCUCUCAGGUCAAACUACCAGGAAGACUGAAAAGACAGACUGAGUGGGCGGGAAGCUAGUAGGCUGAGUGGGCGGGGAGCUCACCUUGACUGGCGGUUCUUUGAAAACGCCUAUGUCAAGCAACAUGGAUGCAGUGUUGCAGUAAGAUUCUCAAGCAAAUGUGCUGAUACACAAAGCAACUCAAACAAUAUUGAAAUUGCAUGCAACGUCCAAUCCUGUCAUACACCGCAUCAUGGUUUCACAAAUGAUUUGUUUAUCCAACUGUUUGGUUAUUGUAAAAGCAUCAAUAUAGACAAAAUGUUGGAUGUAUAAUUUAGCUAGCUAGCCCAAAUGGAAUUGUCAGUACUGUUUAUCAAGCUAGCUAGUUCAGGGACCAUCAAUAAAUUAUACAAUGUACUGUAAAUGAGACAAUAUUUUCAUGUUUCAUGCACACCUUUAAGUUUUCUCAUUAAAUGCUUUGAAUAUUUGUAUAUGAAUUUCGACAAUUUAUAGUUGGAGGUUAAGUCAUUGAAAUUUGGAGCAAUUGGAAUUUUAACAUAUUGUACCAUGUACAGGUAAAUGCAAAAAUAAAGGAAAUACCAAAGGUGUCGGAAUAGGGCGUUGGGCCACCGCGAGUCAGAACCGCUUCAAUGCACCGUGGCAUAGAUUGUACAAGUGUCUGGAACUCUAUUGGAGGGAUGCGACACCAUACUUCCUUGAGAAAUUCCAUAAUUUGGUGUUUUGUUGAUGGUGGUGGAAAACUGGGUCUCAGGCGCGCCGCUCCGGGAUCUCCCAUAAUUAUUCGAUUGUGUUGACAUCUGGUGACUGAGACGGCUAUGGCAUAUGGUUUGCAUCGUUUUCAUGCUCAUCAAACCAUUCAAUGACCACUCGUACCCUGUAUAUGGGGGCAUUGCCAUGGUAGCCAAAAUAAUGGCCUGCUCAGCAUUUUAUACAUGACCCUAAGCAUGAUGGGAUGUUAAUUGCUUAAUUAACUCAGGAACCACACCUGUGUGGAAACACCUGCUUUCAAUAUACUUUGUAUCCCUCAUUUACUCAAGUGUUUCCAUUAUUUUGGCAGUUACCUCUACAUUUGUGUAAUUUACCAAUUGUCCCUAACUAGCCCCAUAGGUAUAUCCACAGUGAACCCAAAUUUACCACGGUCAUUAUGAUUGAGUCGCGUGCAGCUGCACUCCGAAUUGAUGAUUACUUGUGUGUUGCCUGCUGUGUGCAUGUGGGCAGGAUUAAAACAAACCCAACCUUCAUUUACAUUGCAAUACAGUCACGACCACAAGUCUCACAAAACUCCGUUUUGGACGAGACUGACUUUAUCACCAUAAUUAUCCUAUUUACACGUUGGUCAAUUUUGAUAUUAGAAUAAAUAUUUGGACACAUUUCGGUGCCACAGGCUGUUUUCUAAAUGAGAAGUUGGUUUUUAAUGGCAGUUGCUCUUUAAAUGCAUGGGAGUGUAUUUGAGCCAGUGUAUUUAAGUAUUUUCAAAUACAUUCCAAUAUUCAACUACCUGUUUUUUCAAAUAAAGGUUAUCUGAAUACUUCUUUUGAAAUUAAAUGAAAAGUAAUUUAAAUACCUGAAAUAGUAUUUGAACACAGGUCUGGCUUUGAUUGAUGUAAUAUACAUUAUCACAGUGCAUCAGCUUGGGUUUUUCACUAAAACUCUGAAUGUCUUUCAUUAUUAGUGUGAUUUGCUCGGCUGUAAGAUGCUAGCUCCAUUGGUUAAGUACUAAUUUCUUAGGAGGAUGCUAUUAAAACUGGAUCAUUUAUAUUAAAAUCAUUUUAUACCAUAUCUGCUUGGUAAGAAAAUCCCACCUUGGUUAUAAUUCUGAGCAAGAUUGCUUGUGUUCAGGUUCUCAUUAUGCGUGUGUGUGAGAAAGAGGGAGAUGAACUAUGGAUUUGUGUGUGUGUGUCUGUGAUGGUUUUAUUCUGUGCUCUCACUGUGUAUAAACCCCUUACCCUCAGUGAGCAAGCAGAGAUCAUGAAGAAGAGUGGAAUGAAACGAGUGCUACUACUGGGCUCAGGUUAUGUGUCGGGCCCUGUCAUCGAGUACCUCACCCGGGACAUAGGGACUCAAGUCACUGUAGGUAAGGCUCUGAAAAGGAAAUGGUGCACCAUACUCACUAUAUUCACAAAUACCCAGCUGAUGAUGAAUUAGUUAUUAAAAUGUUUAACUGGAUGCACAGCAAAUGUAUCGUGUACUCAUUUUAGCUCAUUUAAAUCUAAGCUGUAUCCCCGGCCCAUUUUUGUUUUCAAAUGUCAAUUUUACUCAAAGCUUUCACCCCUCCCAUCUCUCUCACAGCUGUUAUCUAUGUCUCCUUGUGUUCUAGCAUCAGUGUUGUUGACCCAGGCAGAGGAGUUGGCAGGGAAAUACCCCAACACCAUCCCAGUCAUGCUGGAUGUCACCAGUCAGGAGGGCCAGCUGGAGUCCCUGGUCAAAGACCAUGACUUAGUCAUUAGGUACACACACACAUACACAUACACAUACACAUAUAAACACACACAGGGUCUCCACCGAGCUAGGUAAAUCUGCUUUUAGGUUUAAUACAUUUCAUCUUGACGUUCUGGUGCUGUUUGGGCAAUUUUAAAGUAUUGAAUGGGGAUAUAUUUGUGGAUGAAUGGAACUGUUUUUCAGGAUGAUUUGCAAUGUUUUAUUUGUUUUUACCAUGACUGUCAGGAGUGGAGUGUAGUGGGAUGUGGAAUCACACGCAGGACACAGAGAUAUAAAUCCAAAGGUCUUUUAGUGAAGUCCGUAGUACACGCCCAACACGGCAACAGGCCACAGGCGAAAUGAAACGCACACUAAACUGUACAAAGUAAGUGUGCACAACGUGCAGGACUCUCUAUACAACACGAAAUAAGAGAGAACAAAAAUCCAGAGGACCAAACAACCACACGACAGUCGAACAAUUACACACAACACCUGACCUAACACAAGGAACUAAAUAGGGUGCCUAAUGAGACUAAACACUAAACAGGUGUGACAAACAGACAAAACCAAUCAAACAUGAAACAUCGAACGGUGGCAGCUAGUACUCCGGAGACGACGACCGCCGAAGCCUGCCCGAACAAGGAGGAGGGGCCGCCUCGGCCGAAACCGUGACAAUGACUGUGUUUUUGUAUUCGUUUGUGUGUAUAUACAGUACCUGUCCAAAGUUUGGACACACCUACUCAUUCCAGGGUUUUUCUUAAUUUUUACUAUUUUCUACAUUGUAGAAUAAUAGUGACGAUAUCAAAACUAUGAAAUAACACAUAUGGAAUCAUGUAAUAACCAAAAAAGUGUUAAACAAAUCAGAAUAUAUUUUAUAUUUGAGAUUCUCCAAAGUAGCCACCCUUUGCCUUGAUGAAAGUUUUGCACACUCUUGGCAUUCUCUCAAUCAGCUUCACCUGGAAUGCUUUUCCAACAGUCUUGAAGGAGUUCCCACAUAUGCUGAGUACUUGUUGGCUGCUUUUCCUUCACUCUGCGGUCCAAAUCAUCCCAAACCAUCUCAAUUGGGUUGAGGUGGGGGCAAUGUGGAGGCCAGGUCAUCUGAUGCAGCACUCCAUCACUCUCCUUUUUGGUAAAAUAGCCCUUACACAGCCUGUAGUUGUAUUGGGUCAUUGUCUUGUUGAAAAAUAAAUGAUAGUCCAACUAAGCCCAAACCAGAUGGGAUGGCGUAUCGCUGCAGAAUGCUGUGGUAGCCAUGCUGGUUAAGUGUGCCUUGAAUUCUAAAUAAAUCACAGACAGUGUCACCAGCAAAGCACCAUCGCACCUCCUCCAUGCUUCACAGUGGGAAGCACACAUGCGGAGAUCAUCCGUUCACCUACUCUGCGUCUCACAAAGACACGGCGGUUGGAACCAGAAAUCUCCAAUUUGGACAGAUUUACACCGGUCAAAUGUCCAUUGCUCGUGUUUCUUGGCCCAAGCAAGUCUCUUCUUCUUAUUGGUGUCCUUUAGUAGGGGUUUGUUUGCAGCAAUUCAACCAUGAAGGCCUGAUUCACGCAGUCUCCUCUGAACAGUUGAUGUUGAGAUGUGUCUGUUACUUGAACUCUGUGAAGAAUUUAUUUGGGCUGCAAUUUUGAGGCUAGUAACUCUAAUUAACUUAUCCUCUGCAGUAGAGGUAACUCUGGGUCUUCCUUCCUGUGGCGGUCCUCAUGAGAGCCAGUUUCAUCAUAGCGCUUGAUGGUUUUUGCGACUGCACUUUUCCGGAUUGACUGACCUUCAUGUCUUAAAGUAAUGAUGGACUGUUGUUUCUCUUUGCUUAUUUGAGCUGUUCUUGCCAUAAUAUGGACUUGGUCUUUUACCAAAUAGGGCUAUCUUCUGUAUAGCCCCCCCCCCCCCCCCCCCCCCCACCUUGUCACGACACAACUGAUUGGCUCAAACACAUUAAGAAGGAAAGAAAUUCCACAAAUGAACUUUUAACAAGGCGCACCUGUUAAUUGAAAAGCAUUCCAGGUGACUACCUCAUGAAGCUGGUUGAGAGAAUGCCAAGAGUGUGCAAAGCUGUCAUCAAGGCGAAGUGUGGCUACUUUGAAGAAUCUCAAAUAUAUUUUGAUUUGUUUAACACUUUUUUGGUUACUACAUGAUUCCAUAUGUGUUAUUUCAUAGUUUUGAAGUCUUCACUAUUAUUCUACAAUGUAGAAAAUAUUGAAAAUAAAGAAAAACCCUUGAAUGAGUAGGUGUGUCCAAAGUUUUGACCGAUAGUGUAUGUAUGCGUGUGUGUGUGUGUGUUUAAUGUGUAUUUUAUAUUGUAUUAUACAGGGCGCAUUUGGAAAAGAGACCUAGGUCUCAAUAUGUCUUCCCUGUCAAAAUAAAUGUUAAAUAGAAUUUAAAAACACAUACACACGAGGUGAAUGAGAGGUGAAAAUGUGUCAUUGUCACAUGUACUCUGCCAUUUAUGUUUCAGUAUGCUGCCUUAUGGGUAUCACCCUGUGAUCGCCAAGCACUGCAUCAACAAGAAGGUGAACAUGGUGACUGCCAGCUACCUGAGUCCAGCCAUGAAGGACCUCCAACAGAGGUGGGAGAGAAGUGUAUGGGGAGUAGAGGAGAUUCCUCUAGUUGUUAAAGAAGGAGUGAGAGGGAUAGGGGUUAGGGGAAAACAUAUCUAUGUAGAAGUGGAGAUUAAAUGGAGAAUGUGUUUCAUCUUGUCUUAAAGGCCCAGUGAAGUCAAAACGUGAUUUUCCUGUGUAUUAUACACUGAGUAUACCAAACAUUAGGAACACCUUCCUAAUAUUGAGUUGCAUUCCCCCUUUUGCCCUCAGAACAGCCUCAAUUCGUCCGGACAUGGACUCUACAACGUUUUGAAAGCAUUCCAUAGUAAUACUGGCCCAUGUUGACUCCAAUGUUUCCCACAGUUGUGUUAAGAUGGCUGGAUGUCCAUUGGGUGGUGGACCAUUCUUGAUACACACAGGGAAACUUUUGAGCGUGAAAAACUCAGCAGCAUUGCAGUUCUUGACACAAAACGGUGCGCCUGGCACCGACUACCAUACCCCGUUCAAAGGCACUUCAAUCUUUUGUCUUGCCCAUUCACCCUCUGAAUGGCACACAUACACAAUCCGUGUCUCAAGGCUUAAAAAUCCUUCUUUAACCUGUCUCCUCCCCAUCAUCUACACUGAUUGAAGUGGAUUUAACAAGUGACAUCAAUAAGGGAUCAUGGCUUUCACCUCGAUUCACCUGGUCAGUGUAUGUCAUGGAAAGAGCAGGUGUCAAUGUUUUGUACACUCAGUGUAUAUAUUUCCACACGACGAGGUGUAUAAUACUGUGAAAAUUAUGAUAAUGCCCUUUUAGAGUAAGAGCUGUUUGAAAAGACCGCCUGAAAUUUAAACCUGUUUAGGUGGGAUGGAGUUUUGGCUUGCCUGGCGACAUCACCAGGCGAUAUAAGUUAAUAAACCAAUAACAAAGAGAGUUUCAAACCUCUCUGCUAAUGACAGUGAGUUUUCAGGUUACAUAUCCCUCCCAUUAGGCUCGUCCAAUUAGGCCCCUCACUCAGACCACUCCCAGACAGUCCUAGCAAAAUUCUUGCUUGAGAAAUUGCUCUUUGCUAAGAAGCUAUUUUUGUUUCUUUUUGACGAUUGUUUUUAUUAAACACAAAUCACAGUAAGGUACUGAAUUUUUACCCAGAAAUUAUUUGAUAUUGAGAUAAAAAUGGCUGCAUUGGACCUUUAUUGCUAAUCAUGGGCUAUUUAAUACACAAUUGACUAGAUGUAAGCUACAGGCAGGCACCAAGACACUUGAUCUUAUUGCUUGAGAUGGCAUUAGUCAGAAUAAGCUACUGGUCAAGUGAAUGUAUUAUCUCUACGUGUGGCUGAGUGUGUUUGUCUGUGUGUUUCCUUUCAGUGCUGAGGAAGCUGGCAUCACCAUAGUGAAUGAGAUGGGCCUGGACCCUGGCAUCGACCACAUGCUGGCUAUGGAGUGCAUCGACCAAGCCAAGGCGGACGGCUGCACUGUGAGUGAAACGUGAGGGAGAUUGUGAAAGAAUCUAGUAUAAGUGAUUUGUGCGUUUGAGAGCGAGUGUUUUGGUGAUUGUGGCAUCUGUACACAUACGGGAUUGUGUGUGUGUGUGCUGUGCAUAUAAUGAAUGAUUGAGCGUAUGUCGAAGGGAUGAGUGGCAUCUUGUCAGUUUCCUUGGCAGUCAUAUUGAUUGCGGGCCCAACAGAUUGAAACACCAUGUGUCUUCGAUUUGUUCAUUUUCCCCCCAUCUUGAUGAGAAGAUGAACGGACUGUACUAUCACACAGGAAAAUUGACAAAUGUGCCAGCAUGUUGACAACGCAUUUGACUAGUCAAUGCACAAAACAUUUGAUAAAUGUGGAUGUGCAAAUUGUGUUUUAAAUCAAUUUACGUGUGUGUGUGUGUGUGUGUGUGUUUUAGAUUGAGUCAUACAGUUCAUUCUGUGGUGGACUCCCUGCACCAGAGUGCUCAGACAAUCCUCUGCGCUACAAAUUCAGCUGGAGUCCUUACGGAGUCCUCCUCAAUACCAUCAGCCCUGCCAUCUUCCUCAAGGACAACAAGGUACAGUAGCCAUCUAGGAUCAGCAGAUCCUCCCCAAAUCCUAAACUUAACCAUUAGGGACGGGAUUGCAAAACUGUCCCAGGAUCAGUGUCUAGGAGUAACUUCAUCCUCCUCUGUGUCCCCCAGGUGGUGAGCAUCCCAGCGGGCGGAACUCUGAUGGAGUCUACGGCUCCCAUGGACUUCAUGCCUGGCUUCAACCUGGAGGGCUUCCCCAACCGCGACAGCACCAAAUACGCUGAGCAAUACGGCAUUGAGUCGGCCCACACACUCAUCAGAGGAACACUCCGCUUCAAGGUACUGCCAACACCAGGGUGGUGAGUAUGGCGUUACUGUCAAUCUCGAUAGUUCUGUGUCACUUUGGAUAAAUCUUGUAUUUCUGUCCCACAGGGUUUCUCCAAGGCCAUGAGUGGCUUUGUGAAGUUGGGUCUGAUCAACACUGACCCCUGCCCCAUGGUAGAGCAUACCUCUGCUCCUGUCUCCUGGGUAAAUAUAAUGAUACUUAUAACAGCUUUAAAAGACAAGUUAACUUUUUUGGAACCAAAUCUCAAUUUUUUACCCUUUUUUUUUUCUUUUUGCCAUUUCACUUGGUUUUGAGAAGCAUACUCCACCAGUGAUAGACUUCUUCAGGCUCGUUCUGCAGAUGCAGGGGCACAGAUAAAACAUAAACAAAGGCUCCAAAAACACCCAAAUACAUCCUUUGAGAAACAGCAACGCUCUCAGUAUAGUGAUGCAGGUCUUUAGAUGUUAUACACAUUAAAUUGGCAUUCUGAACUUUAUCCUUAACGGUAUAUUCCAUUUUGUUGGACUCGACCGAUACUUUUCAGUGUGCUUUCUCGUUCCCAUUGUGGUGAUUAAAGCCUGUGCAUGCUCACACACAGAGAAGUAUUGCUCAAUUCCAACUAAAUUGAAUAUAACGUUGGGGAUUGAGGUAUUUUACAUAAAGAAUUUAGAUUUAAAAAAAAUUAGAACUUGUCCUUUAAUUUACUUUUAACUUAAUUUAGAAUAUGCUUUUCAUAAAUGGUUAUUAAAGUACCAGGAUACACCGAGCAAACGCUGCAUCACACUAGAGCUACAAUGCAGAUUUGAUUGACAAGACUGAACAAAAAAGAUUUUAAAAAAUCCCUGUGCAACAGAAAGAGAUGCUGUGUAUACAGAUGGGCUUGCCCCUGUCUACCAAUGACGAGGCAUUUGAGGGAGCAGUCUAUGACCGCAUCGGCCAAGACGACUUCAAGAUGGAGACACUCAAAUGGUGAGAGGCUCAAGUCCUGACCAGAUACAGUGAGGGGAAAAAAGUAUUUGAUCCCCUGCUGAUUUUGUACGUUUGCCCACUGACAAAGAAAUGAUCAGUCUAUAAUUUUAAUGGUAGGUUUAUUUGAACAGUGAGAGACAGAAUAACAACAACAAAAUCCAAAAAAACGCAUGUCAAAAAUGUUAUGAAUUGAUUUGCAUUUUAAUGAGGGAAAUAAGUAUUUGACCCCUCUGCAAAACAUGACUUAGUACUUGGUGGCAAAACCCUUGUUGGCAAUCACAGAGGUCAGACGUUUCUUGUAGUUGGCCACCAGGUUUGCACACACCUCAGGAGGGAUUUUGUCCCACUCCUCUUUGCAGAUCUUCUCCAAGUCAUUAAAGUUUUGAGGCUGACGUUUGGCAACUCGAACCUUCAGCUCCCUCCACAGAUUUCCUAUGGGAUUAAGGUCUGGAGACUGGCUAGGCCACUCCAGGACCUUAAUGUGCUUCUUCUUGAGCCACUCCUUUGUUGCCUUGGCCGUGUGUUUUGGGUCAUUGUCAUGCUGGAAUACCCAUCCAUGACCCAUUUUCAAUGUCCUGGCUGAGGGAAGGAGGUUCUCACCCAAGAUUUGACGGUACAUGGCCCCGUCCAUCGUCCCUUUUGAUGCGGUGAAGUUGUCCUGUCCUCUUAGCAGAAAAACACCCCCAAAGCAUAAUGUUUCCACCUCCAUGUUUGACGGUGGGGAUGGUGUUCUUGGGGUCAUAGGCAGCAUUCCUCCUCCUCCAAACACGGCGAGUUGAGUUGAUGCCAAAGAGCUCCAUUUUGGUCUCAUCUGACCACAACACUUUCACCCAGUUCUCCUCUAUAUCAUUCAGAUUCAUUGGCAAACUUCAGACGGGCCUGUAUAUGUGCUUUCUUGAGCAGGGGGACCCUGCGGCGCUGCAGGAUUUCAGUCCUUCACGGCGUAGUGUGUUACCAAUUGUUUUCUUGGUGACUAUGGUCCCAGCUGCCUUGAGAUCAUUGACAAGAUCCUAGUUCUGGGCUGAUUCCUCACCGUUCUCAUGAUCAUUGCAACUCCACGAGGUGAGAUCUUGCAUGGAGCCCCAGGCAGAGGGAAAUUGACAGUUAUUUUGUGUUUCUUCCAUUUGCGAAUAAUCGCACCAACUGUUGUCACCUUCUCACCAAGCUGCUUGGCGAUAGUCUUGUAGCCCAUUCCAGCCUUGUGUAGGUCUACAAUCUUGUCCCUGACAUCCUUGGAGAGCUCUUUGGUCUUGGCCAUGGUGGAGAGUUUGGAAUCUGAUUGAUUGAUUGCUCCUGUGGACAGGUGUCUUUUAUACAGGUAACAAACUGAGAUUAGGAGUGUGCUCCUAAUCUCAGCUCGUUACCUGUAUAAAAUACACUUGGGAGCCAUAAAUCUUUCUGAUUGAGAGGGGGUCAAAUACUUAUUUCCCUCAUUAAAAUGCAAAUCAAUUUAUAACAUUUUUGACGUGUUUUUCUGGAUUUUGUUGUUGUUAUUCUGUCUCUCACUGUUCAAAUAAACCUACCAUUAAAAUUAUAGACUGAUCAUUUCUUUGUCAGUGGGCAAGUGUACAAAAUCAGCAGGGGAUCAAAUACUUUUUUCCCUCACUGUACCAUUCAAAAUGUUGUACUCAUAUCUUUGCUAAAUCCAGGGGUUAAAGUUCUCCGUCACUACGACGGAUUUCCGUCAUAUGGAUCCCAACGUUGUAUCUGUCCCAUUUUAUGGCAUCUGUAAGUGCACUAGCAGCGCCAUUGAGACCGAUACAACGUUGCGAUCUCUAUACAUCUCUAUGCCAGUGGUUCCAAACCGGUGUGACGCAGCACACCGGUGUGCCUUGAGGAACUCUCAGGUGUGCCGCGAAACUUUUCCUGAUCUUGAUUUUAAAAAAAUGUAUACUCACUUAUAAACGUGACCUGUGGAAUGCACAUGGAAUUUUGACUUGGGAGCACUAGUUUGAUAUUACUGCACUGUCGGAGCUAGAAGCACAAGCAUUUCGCUAAACCCGCAAUAACAUCUGCUAAACACCUGUAUGUGACAAUACAAUUUGAUUUGAUUUAGUGCCGGUCAGAUAAAACAUUAAAUAGCACAUGGUUACAUCUGUUUCGUUGGUUCAAGUCCAGUGCACUCAGGCUGUUAGAUUUGUAUAAUUUGAGGGGCGCGCAUUACGAGCAACGUUAUUUGUAUAAUUUUACUUUGAUAGUCUUACCAGAGACAUUUAUUUCUUAAUAUAUGGCUCUGGACUUAGUUAAAGAAACAAACGGAGCAGGGCUUUGUGUCUGGUUGCACCUUUACAAUGCAGAAAACCUCUCGUCUGUAG